Molecule: messenger RNA, 503 nt
Organism: Anolis sagrei ordinatus
Lineage: Eukaryota; Metazoa; Chordata; Lepidosauria; Squamata; Anolidae
Source: RefSeq, a predicted model, not a curated record
CUAUAAAGAUCCCACCCCUUUUUAACAGGUAACAAGCCCCCGGCAUUGCUUCCAAACAGAGGGAGAUACAUGACGAAGGAUCUUAGUCGGAUGGCAAAGUUCUGCCAGGUGCCAUUGCAACUUCCCAAGGAUUUCGUAGGGACUGUUAUUGAGAAAGGCAGUCUAUCCGCUAUGCGUUUUGUCACAGCUGUGGAUUUAACACAACCUCAGUUUGUAGAGGCUGUGUCUAGAGAACUUUGGAUGCGCAUUUGGUCCCGGGAUGAAGAUAUUACCCAGCCAGAAAAUAUUUUGGCAGCUGCAGGGAAAGCGGGAUUAUCUUCAGAUGAAUGCAAGAAGCUUCUGGAAAUGGGCAACUCACCUGAAGUGAAGAAUCGUCUGAAAGCAACAACAGAUGAAGUCCUACAACAUGGGGUGAGACACAAGCAUUACUUCAAGCCAAAACUUUGUGAACACAGCCCCUUUUGAGGAAUGUAAUGUGGGGAAUCAAAGGUGCAAGUAGCCAC